Messenger RNA from Trichomonas vaginalis G3, 235 nucleotides. RefSeq names its product protein of unknown function, DUF4107 family. The transcript has a single exon. The record is from RefSeq and is a predicted model, not a curated record. Lineage: Eukaryota; Parabasalia; Trichomonadida; Trichomonadidae. The annotation marks the transcript as partial.
AUGGUAGCUUGGGCAGCUUUAGGCGCAAUGGGAACAAAAGCAUUAGCAUUUGGAGCAAAAGCACUUGGAGCUUAUGACGCAGUAAAUAAAAUGAGUGGAGGAAGGGUUUCAAAGACAUUAGAUGCAAAUAAAGGAAAGAUUGGAGGCUGGGUUGCAAAGAAGUUAAGAUUAAAUAAAAUAGGGCUCAUAAAUAAAGCAUCCAAUUUGGUUGCGACUGAGUCAGAAAAUGCUUUAG